Molecule: messenger RNA, 1173 nt
Organism: Parascedosporium putredinis
Lineage: Eukaryota; Fungi; Ascomycota; Sordariomycetes; Microascales; Microascaceae
Source: the annotation of a GenBank genome assembly
AUGCGUAUCUGUGGACACACGAGAACGCCCGCGAUGGCCGACCAACACGAGGUCGAUCUCGACUCUAUAAUCGACCGCCUUCUCGAGGUCCGCGGCAGUCGCCCCGGAAAGCAGGUGCAGCUCUUGGAGUCUGAAAUCCGGUUUCUCUGCACGAAAGCGCGAGAGAUCUUCAUCUCCCAACCCAUCCUUCUCGAGCUAGAGGCUCCCAUCAAGGUAUGCAGAGAACGAUCCAUGAUCUGUGGCGAUAUUCAUGGCCAAUACUACGAUUUGCUGCGUUUGUUCGAGUAUGGUGGUUUCCCCGAGGCCAACUAUCUCUUCCUCGGCGACUAUGUAGAUCGAGGCAAGCAAUCUCUCGAAACCAUUUGCCUUCUCUUGGCGUAUAAGAUCAAAUACCCCGAGAACUUUUUCAUCCUCCGAGGAAACCACGAGUGUGCUUCCAUCAACCGCAUCUACGGUUUCUACGAUGAGUGCAAGCGUCGAUACAAUAUCAAGCUUUGGAAGACUUUCACGGAUUGCUUCAACUGUCUCCCCAUCGCUGCCAUCAUUGACGAAAAGAUCUUUACCAUGCACGGAGGCUUGAGCCCUGACCUCAACUCCAUGGAGCAGAUUCGCCGUGUCAUGCGCCCCACUGAUAUUCCGGACUGUGGCCUCCUCUGUGAUUUACUUUGGUCGGAUCCCGACAAGGACAUCACUGGCUGGAGCGAAAAUGACAGAGGUGUAUCAUUUACAUUCGGCCCCGACGUCGUUUCCCGAUUCCUUCAGAAGCACGAUAUGGAUCUGAUCUGCAGAGCUCACCAGGUCGUCGAAGAUGGCUACGAGUUCUUUUCCAAACGCCAGUUGGUCACGCUGUUUAGCGCCCCCAACUACUGUGGCGAGUUUGACAAUGCCGGUGCCAUGAUGAGCGUCGAUGAGAGUCUUCUUUGCUCUUUCCAGGUUAGUUAUGUUUCCGCAGUCCGAGAACCAUCCAUCGCUAACUCGGCUCCUUCGCUAUUAGAUUCUCAAACCCGCCGAGAAGAAACAAAAGUAUGUAACCCGAGAGGUUCCGGACAGUUCCUAGCCCAACACUCCCCAGUCCAACCGAACCUCCCCCUCGAUUUUACGCUACCCCAUACAUUGAGAGGCAUCCCGUUCCUGUGCCGUCUUCUCAACAAGGACAUGCGGUCUCGCUUCUGA